GCGCCAUCUGUGGUUUUAUUAUUUAACCGCAUAACACUGUGAUUUUCCCUGAUUUAUUAAAUAACCAAUUUCUUAUUUUGGUUAUUUAAUAAAUAACCACUUUAUGAAAACAUCGAAAAUUGGUUAUUUAUUAAAUAACCAGUUUCUACACACGCCGAAAAUUGGUUAUUUAUUAAAUAACCAUUUUCUACACACGCCGAAAAUUGGUUAUUUAUUAAAUAACCAGUUUCUGCGCACGCGAAAAAAUGGUUAUUUAUAAAUAACCAGUUUCCGCGCACGCGGAAAAAUGGUUAUUUAUAAAUAACCAAAAUAAUUUCGAGACACUUGGCGUGCCAAAUGACGUCAGCAAGCAAUACAAUAAUUUUCUCAGUCCCCCCCUGGAUAAGCACUCAUUUCCGCACUGUCGCGUUAUUGAAAUUAGAUCGCUUGUCGCGAAAAAUUUCAUUUUGUCUGUAAGUUUCCCGCUCGGCGUGUUUUCUAUUUGUCUUUUUUGUCAAAUAAAUAUGUCUCAAACGCACAAUCUCCAAAGAGCAAUUAUCGAGGCCGUAGGAAGAGCAGUACACGAGGCACUGCGAGAUCAACAUGAAGAGUCCUCUGAUGCAGCUACUGCCCACGAAAAUAAUAAUGAACCACAGCCCCAGCGACAGCCACAGCGUCAGACAACGCUCACACAGUUGUCACAAAGUAGAACAAGUAGCUCUAGCGCUACCAGACCUCUUCCAUCGAUUUUUGAAAGCAGUUGUAUUCAAUAUUCAAAUGUUGGUGGUAGAAAACGGAAAAGGUCAUCAACAUCCCAAUCAAAGUCUGCAAAGCUUUACACAAAAGAUGUUGUUUGCCUUUUACCAUCAGAAAAUGGCAAAGAUAUUCCAAUUCCUCGUGGAAAUAGCCGAGGUUGCUUAGCUAAUAUGGGUUUAAUUGGAAAAAUCUCAUUAAACUACGCAUGGGUAGCAAAGGAUGUUACCCGUGAAAUAACAAGCAUAUUUGCCUCAGUUUUUGACUUGCUACCUGGUGAACUGCUGCCAUUUGACUACUUAGGAAUAACCAAAGGUACAAAAAAGCUUUCCAUUCCUAAGACAUCAACUUCCUUCCAAUGGAAUGCUCCAGAGGUCAUAUCACUGUGUUCUCAAGGAUGUUUAUACAUCAUUUCCAAAAUUAAAAUUGGGAAAAAUGAGGAUGUUGAUGGAGCUUUAAUUGUUGAAGAUGACUCCGAACAGGAUGAUUUUGAUAACGAACUUUUAAAUAUAUCAAUGUCUACGCCUCGGGCUGCACAAAGUGUGUCAGGGGGAUCAAUGACUAUACCUGGCGCUGCACAAAGUCAUUCAGAGGGAUCGAUGACUAUACUAGGUGCUGCACAAAGUUUUUCAGAGGGAUCAACUAGCCAUCAUACAACUUCCACCAUUGAGAGCAAUCACUAUAGGAUUGCUUGAUCCAGACCCCAUUGAAAUUAGCGAUGAUGAAAACGAUGAGGUGCAGACAGCUAUUCAAAAUAGCAUGGGCUUAGCAAAGUAUGGUAAUCAGCUAAAAAAAGCGUUAACGGAAGACAAGAUGCCAUGCUAAUUUUUUUCACUUGGUUAUUUGUCUUUAGCGAUUCAAGCGCGCAACAAAUGGUUAGUACUGUUUUGA
Messenger RNA from Xenia sp. Carnegie-2017, 1623 nucleotides. RefSeq lists its product as uncharacterized. The transcript has 7 exons. Lineage: Eukaryota; Metazoa; Cnidaria; Anthozoa; Malacalcyonacea; Xeniidae. The record is from RefSeq and is a predicted model, not a curated record. The coding region runs from base 504 to 1427 and encodes 307 amino acids.